AUGACAGCCCCAACAUCUGAAACAACAACCCAACAACCAAAAUUCCACACUGCUUUUGGAAUCACCAACGUGAAAUCCAUCAUUUCAAUCACGUUGGACAACGAUUCAAGCCUCUAUCUCUCAUGGUCUGCGCAGUUUCAAGUUCAAGCUUGUGUUCAUAACGUGCAUGAUCAUAUCAUCCCUCCCACCGAUGAAAAAGAAAAACAAACAGCAGAAGCAACAAAGAAAAACGACCCCGGUCUCUGGAAAUGUCUCGACGCGAUCGUUAUAAUUGCUGCUAUGUUUCAAGAUAACAAACAUUCGAGAGGAGUCCACCUUGAACAUCAAUUCUCCAAUACGCACUUGGAAUAUUUACCGUUAACAAAAGCAUAUUGCAAUCUCCUGAAACUCCUCGCAGAUCAACUUGCAAAUGUUGAUUCUCCCGUCAACAACACUCGUUUUAUGUUGAAGAUGAUUUUUGGACUGUCAGAUUUGUAUGCUGGAUUCGUUACAUACAUCCAGCAACACGAUCCCUUGCCGACGUUUGAAACGGCGAAAUCCCGGUUGGAAUUAGAAGAAUCCACCAUGAUCCAACGCGUUGCACGCGAAUCUGAUAACCAAUCAUCUUCGACGACCUUACUCACGAGAUCAAAAGAUGCGAACACAUCUCCCUCUUCCCCUCUUGCCAAUCCCGUGCGAUACCCUCUCAACAAUAACAAUAGCAAUCGUGGCAACAACAACAAUCACGGUAGAAACGGUAACCGCGGUAACAAGGGGAAGAACUUUGAUAGAGGUGGUCGUGGUAACAACGACGGCGGUAGCUCAGGUGGUGGACAUGGUCAGUAUCCUCAAUGGAAGCAACAAUUUCCUUGGCAACAACAAUGGCAACAAUACCCUUGGGCUCCUCCUCCGCGCCCUUACCCAUCUUAUUGGGCUAAACCCAAUGCUGGCCUAAAACAUUAACAAUCUGGUAUUCUUGGACCAAAACCCCAACUUGCUGCCUUUACUGUCACUGGACCAAGCCCGACAGAUAUUGAAGCAGCUCUUCACACUUUACAUCUUGCUCAGUCUGACCCAUCCUGAUAUAUGGACACUAGAGCAACAUCGCACA
Messenger RNA from Vicia villosa (hairy vetch), 1090 nucleotides. RefSeq lists its product as uncharacterized. Lineage: Eukaryota; Viridiplantae; Streptophyta; Magnoliopsida; Fabales; Fabaceae. The record is from RefSeq and is a predicted model, not a curated record. The transcript has 2 exons. The coding region runs from base 1 to 942 and encodes 313 amino acids.